AUGAGGUUCGCUGCCUCUCCCUUUCCCCUAGCGUCGGGAUCUCGCGUGGCGUCGCUUGCGUCUUUCGCCUCUGCAGGAUCGCGCGUCUGCUCCUCCUCGCUCGUGCCUCUUGGUGGCGUCAGACCCCUCAGACGACACACUCCCCCCGGUCCGGCGCGCCCCGCCUCGGAGGGACACAUCUUGCGACUCUGCUCGGCUUUCUUGCGGCGAGAGCCCGUUGCGCGGCCUGCGUCUUCUGCGUUGCCGGCGCGUGCUCGGCGUCCUCACCGGUGCUCAUCUACAAAAUCGCGGAGCGGUGGUGACCGAGAUGAGGAUUUUCUGUCGCAGGAGAAAGGAGACAUCCCUGGUCUCCCGCAGUGUGCGUCAGUCUCCACGCAGAAGAAGCGCCGUCAAGAGAGACAUGCACUUGUCUUUGACUGCCUUUCCUGUGGGCGAGCGAAAGCCGUGGGACACAACGGAGGGAGGCUUUGGACGCUCCUCAGGGGUGAUGGAUUUAGGCGACAUUUUUCUUCCGCCUCGCCCCCUGCAGUUGGCUACACGCUUCUUCGGUCUCUGAAGCAAAACGCCCUGGGCACGGACUCCCGUAUCCGCGUUGAAGAAGUUCGACGGACCGCCGGAACAGCCACGGAAACGAAGCUUCUCGCCCCGCAUGUCGCCUCUUCCUCCGCCUCAGCUCGCGCUUCUCCGCCGUCUUCCUCUUCGUUUUCUUCUUCGUCUCUCGGAUUCCGUCUGCUGCUGGACGACGAGACUUUCCGGACUCCCGGCUCGCGCGACCUUCUCUUCCCCUCGCAGGAUCUCGCUCUUUUGGUUGCAGCUGAGCAGUUGGGGCUCCGAGCCGAGCUGCGGAAGUGCCUGGCUCGCUCAGCCGGGAACGAGACGCCAGAUAGCAAGGAGUCCGCGUUGCGCACGUCUUCUCGGUCUCCGUCGGCGACUGUUUCUCUAGCUUCGUCUCUGUCCCCCCCGCCGUCGGGACGUUGUGCAGAAGGAGGCGAAGGGAUGCCCGGGACGCACGACUCAGCCGAGGGAAGGCGCGCGAGCAGAGACUGGGUCCACGAACACGGCGCCAGGCUCCAGCGGUUCAUCAGGGAACGGCCGUUUGCUCUCCGACAGCCUGUUUCCUCGAUCGUCUUCACCGCAGUUGACCGCAUUCAAGCGAACCCCAGAGAGACGGCAGCCACCCUGGUGUCUCUGCUCGACGGCGAUACAGCCUUGUCGAGAGAAGAAGUGAGCGGACCCGAGGAAAAGCAGUCGCCUCUGUCUGUCCCAGGCUGUGCACCUUUGGGAAGCGCCGCGCCUCUCCCGUCAGAAGAAGAACCUUUCUCGUCGGCGUCGCGGUUCCUGCGAGAGCGCCUGAGCGGCCCAUGGAAGGACGAAGUCCGGCGAAGGGAAGAAGACGUUCUCGAAGCGCACGUGCGGGCUUUCGAGAGGCGCCGAUGCGGCGGGGAGUCUCUACACCGCAACAAAGGGUUUUCGAUCGUUCACCAAAGCAACAGCGUCGUGGAGCGUCUCGAAACCUUCUACUGCUCGUGCUCUCCGUUUUACCUCGCGGCGUUCCAAGUCGCCGCCAUGCAGCUUCGCUCCCUCAUCCUCGCUGACGAACUUCUGCAGUCUCUGUGCGGCGGCGCUGACAGCGAACACCAGGCCAACCAGGCGGAGAGGACUCUGUCGAGUUUUGGAGAGUCAAAAACGCCUUCCACAGCCUCCGACGGGGUCUUAGCUGGCGAGGACCAGCAACAGCCGAACGACGGCCUGCGAGCGGAAUUAAAUGAGCGGAUUACUUACUUUUGGCAAGCAGCAAACAUUGAAGCCGAGGAACAACAGAAACGCUUCGGCUACGUUGAAGGCGCGCACGACGUGGAAAAAGCUGAAGCUCUGCUGUGGCUGCAUGCAGCCGCUCUCGUUGUCAAAUUCGCUUAG
Messenger RNA from Neospora caninum, 1917 nucleotides. RefSeq lists its product as hypothetical. The record is from RefSeq and is a predicted model, not a curated record. The transcript is spliced from 2 exons. Gene Ontology annotation, biological process: mitochondrial proton-transporting ATP synthase complex assembly. Gene Ontology annotation, cellular component: mitochondrion. Lineage: Eukaryota; Apicomplexa; Conoidasida; Eucoccidiorida; Sarcocystidae. Bases 1 to 1917 code for a protein of 638 amino acids.